UGUUUCGUAAUUUCACCAACGACAAAGGUCAAGUUCGUACCAGUCAACGCUCUAUAUCUUUCGCUUUCUCUCUAUUUCUGUUACUCCGAUCUCUCUCGCGACCUAUACACACACCUAUACAUACAAAACACACACGCACACAUUUAACAAUGGAGGACAAGCUGAGUUCGAUCGAUUCAGCUCACAUUGACGAAUCGGAGGCUUCGAAUUCGAACAACCACGGCUGGCAGAAGGUGACGUACGCGAAGAAGCAGCGCAAGCAGGCGGCGAAAAAGUCGGAGCCGGCCGGCGAGAAAGUCGGAUCCGGGGGGAGUGUGUUCACGGCUGUGGAGAAGGAGGCGGAGGAGCGCCGGAGGAGGAUUGAGGCGCGGAAAGCGGCGAUCUUUGAUGAUGAUUAUGAUGAGGCUGUUAAGGCGAGAUCGGCGGCGCGGCGAUCGGAUGAAGAGAGCGACGGAGGAGGUUUGGAGAAUGGAGCGGCGGUGGAGGAGAAGAAGAAGGUUAAGGUGAAGAAAGUGAAGAAGCCGAAAAUUUCGGUGGCCGAGGCGGCGACGAAGAUCGAUGCUGAUGAUUUAGCUUCAUUUCUCGCUGAUAUAUCCGCGUCGUACGAGACUCAGCAGGAUAUUCAGAUGAUGCGAUUCGCUGAUUAUUUUGGAAGGGCGUUUUCGGCUGUGAGUGCGUCUCAGUUUCCGUGGAGCAAGUUGUUUAGAGAGUCCCCUAUUGGGAAGACAGUAGAUGUUCCGAUCUCUCACAUAUCAGAAGCUGUUUAUAAGACAUCAGUUGACUGGAUCAGUCAGCGUUCGACUGAGGCUCUUGGGUCCUGUGUAUUGUGGUCUCUAGAUAGCAUCUUUGCCGACUUAGCCAGCCAACAACCCGGUGGUAAGGGUGCCAAGAAAGCCGUGCAACAUGCCACUUCUAAAUCUCAGGUUGCUAUUUUUGCGGUCCUAGCAAUGGUGUUGCGAAGAAAGCCUGAUGUUCUCAUUAGUUUAUGUUCGGUGCUCAAUGAGAAUUCAAAGUAUAAAGGACAAGAGAAGCUUCCUGUGAUUGUUUGGACGGCGGCUCAGGCCUGUCAAGGAGAUCUUGCUGUUGGCUUGUACGUGUGGUCACAUCUCAUAUUGCCUAUAGUUGGUGGGAAACUAGGUUCUAAUCCACAAACGAGGGACCUGAUUUUACAGUUGGUCGAAAGAAUUCUGUCUGCCCCUAAAGCUCGUUCUAUUUUAGUUAAUGGCGCUGUUAGAAAGGGUGAGCGUUUGAUGCCACCUUCAGCACUUGAUUUGCUGUUGCAAGUGACAUUCCCUACAUCAUCAACUAGAGUCAAGGCGACUGAAAGGUUUGAGGCCAUAUACCCCGUCCUCAAAGAGGUGGCCCUUGCUGGAGUCCCUGGAAGCAAGGGAAUGAAACAAGUUUCUCAGCAAAUACUGAUAAUCUCUGCAAAAGCAGCAGGGGAAGGCACUCCUGAACUGUCUAGAGAAGCAACAGACAUCUUUAUCUGGUGUUUGAGUCAACACACUGAUUGCUACACACAAUGGUACAAAAUCUAUAUGGAUAAUCUAGAUGUGAGUGUUGCUGUUUUGAAAAAGCUUACUGAGGACUGGAGGCAAUUAUCUGUCAAACAAUCUUCUCUUGAGGGUUUGGGAGAAGCACUUAAGAGUUUUAGACAAAAGAAUGAAAAGGCUUUAGCAGAUGGAGUAGAACAUUCUCAGCAAACACUCAUCAAGAGUGCAGAUAAGUAUUGCAAGUGGCUGCUCGGGAAGGUCUCACGUGGGCAUGGCUGCAUGAAAGGUUUUGCAUUUGUUGUCAUCGUGCUUGGUGUUGGUGCUGCUGUUUUCUCUCCAAACUUGGAGUCAUUCGAUUGGAAAGAACUUUCGACAAUCUUCAGUCAAUACUCCUUGUGAGAAUGUGUCAGAGACGUAAGUUUGUAGCCUAGUUCAUGCAUACUAAAAACAUACCCUCCAGCAAUAUCAACACAGGCAAAAGAAAUUAAGUAUACCUUAAUAAAGUCGUGCAGAAUGUGGGCUCUGUGAGCAAGUACCGUGUAGGGUUUUGUGAAAUUGAAGUCGGAGAUAGUUGAAAUCUUGAGUUUAAUCUUUCAAAUGUAACAUUAAUACAUGCUAACGUAUACCGAGGCAGCUGCGAAUGUGUCCUACAUUGUGGUUUAGAGGAGGUUAAUGGUCAUAGCUGGCCAUGUUACUUGGUUUUCGACUUUCAGUAUUGUGAUACUUAUGUGAAUUUAGAACUCAGUUUGUAAUUUAGUUAUAUAACUUUUUGGGGUUUUGAA
Messenger RNA from Daucus carota subsp. sativus, 2275 nucleotides. RefSeq lists its product as uncharacterized. The record is from RefSeq and is a predicted model, not a curated record. Bases 150 to 1892 code for a protein of 580 amino acids. The transcript has 10 exons. Gene Ontology annotation, cellular component: endoplasmic reticulum; Golgi apparatus. NCBI's taxonomy places the organism in Eukaryota, Viridiplantae, Streptophyta, Magnoliopsida, Apiales, Apiaceae.